Ipomoea triloba (trilobed morning glory) is the source of this 1617-nucleotide messenger RNA. RefSeq lists its product as uncharacterized. Gene Ontology annotation, molecular function: cytochrome-c oxidase activity; heme binding. Gene Ontology annotation, biological process: electron transport coupled proton transport; mitochondrial electron transport, cytochrome c to oxygen. Gene Ontology annotation, cellular component: membrane. The record is from RefSeq and is a predicted model, not a curated record. Lineage: Eukaryota; Viridiplantae; Streptophyta; Magnoliopsida; Solanales; Convolvulaceae. The transcript has 4 exons. Bases 97 to 1617 code for a protein of 506 amino acids.
CGUAUAGUUGAGAAAGGCUUCAUUUAGGAGCGCUCUUUUCAUCCAACUAGUUUUAUCGUAAUAGAAGAAAAAGAAUCAGAACGCCCAAAAACUCCCAUGUCUUUCUUGGUUGGACUAACCGGCGAUUUACAACAAGUCUUUCUUCAUUGCAAGAAGCGGAACCAAUAUACAUUUUUAAGAAAGAAUCUAAAUUUUAUGACAAAUCCGGUCCGAUGGCUGUUCUCCACUAACCACAAGGAUAUAGGGACUCUAUAUUUCAUCUUCGGUGCCAUUGCUGGAGUGAUGGGCACAUGCUUCUCAGUACUGAUUCGUAUGGAAUUAGCACGACCCGGCGAUCAAAUUCUUGGUGGGAAUCAUCAACUUUAUAAUGUUUUAAUAACGGCUCACGCUUUUUUAAUGAUAUUUUUUAUGGUUAUGCCGGCGAUGAUAGGUGGAUCUGGUAAUUGGUCUGUUCCGAUUCUGAUAGGUGCGCCUGACAUGGCAUUUCCACGAUUAAAUAAUAUUUCAUUCUGGUUGUUGCCUCCAAGUCUCUUGCUCCUAUUAAGCCCAGCCUUAGUAGAAGUGGGUAGCGGAACUGGGUGGACGGUCUAUCCGCCCUUAAGUGGUAUUACCAGCCAUUCUGGUGGAGCAGUUGAUUCAGCAAUUUCUAGUCUUCAUCUAUCUGGUGUUUCAUCCAUUUUAGGUUCUAUAAAUUUUAUAACAACUAUCUUCAACAUGCGUGGACCUGGUAUGACUAUGCAUAGAUCACCUCUAUUUGUGUGGUCCGUUCUAGUGACAGCAUUCCCACUUUUAUUAUCACUUCCGGUACUGGCAGGGGCAAUUACCAUGUUAUUAACCGAUCGAAACUUUAAUACAACCUUUUCUGAUCCCGCUGGAGGGGGAGACCCCAUAUUAUACCAGCAUCUCUUUCGGUUCUUCGGUUUUCAAUGGCCCUUUUCAGAUUCAAAUCUGAAUACGCAUUGCGCUAUAUGCUGGGACUGUCUGCUUUAUAAAAAGCAGAUAUCAAUGAACUUCUAUGAAAUGCGGAAAGACGGAUAUUCCUUGCUUAUUAUCAGACAAUACAAACCUCGAAUCGUUUUCAUUACCCAUCUCCUAACCUACCCUUUUCGCUCCGCUUACCCCUCCUCCCCUUCUAGGGGUAUUUUAGUGAUAGGUUCUAUAAAAACUGGACGAUCCUAUUUGGUCAAAUACCUAGCAACAAACUCCUAUGUUCCUUUCGUUACAGUAUUUCGGAACCGGGACCUGGUUAAGGUUUCUGAUGAUGAUAGUGAUGAUGAUUUUGAUUCUGAUAGUGAUUCUGAUAAUGAUUUUUAUAGUGGUGGCAAUAUUGACGAAGAAGACGAUGUUUAUCUUGAUAUGAUUGACGAUAUUGAUGAUAGUAAGGAAAUUGAAGAGAUUUGUGGUAUUGACGUUACUGAUGUGGUUUACGAGAUCGCUAUCGCCCGUGCCCUUGAGGCGGAGCAGGAGUUUGAAAAGGUGAUAAAUGAGGCUGUGGAUCUGCUAGAACCGGAACACAGAGACCCUUUUUUUAUCAACCUUCAAUUCGAAUUAGUGGCACAAAUGUUUGGAAUAGAUUCCACCAUUUUGAAAAAGCACUCUUUAGUUGAAAGAAAAUAG